AUGCACAUUUUGUUGACAUGCAUACUUUGCAUUACGCUGUUCUUUUUUUUUUGUUUCAUUCCAUGGAGUAACUUCCUCAGCACGAAACUUUUGAUACACAAACACAAAAUCAAAUUUGAAAAAAAAAAUGCGACUUUUGAAUUUGAACGAAAACUUUUAAAAAAAAAAGUCGCAUUUUUCUCUCUCAAUCGAAAUCACAACAAAUCUCAAAAUUUUUCGCGGUAUUUCGACGAAACCACAACAAACAAAAAAAACAAAUGUUUAUACCACUUCUUUUUCUUCAACCAUCAACAAAAAACAACAAAUUAUACACCAUUUCAAUGGUCUAAUCUCUUUUUAACACUAUAUAGUGGUUUAGUUUAA
Messenger RNA from Candida tropicalis MYA-3404, 363 nucleotides. RefSeq lists its product as uncharacterized. Bases 1 to 363 code for a protein of 120 amino acids. The record is from RefSeq and is a predicted model, not a curated record. NCBI's taxonomy places the organism in Eukaryota, Fungi, Ascomycota, Pichiomycetes, Serinales, Debaryomycetaceae. The transcript has a single exon.